Messenger RNA from Scomber scombrus (Atlantic mackerel), 1297 nucleotides. Its product is annotated as CD209 antigen-like protein 2. The transcript has 6 exons. Gene Ontology annotation, cellular component: external side of plasma membrane. Gene Ontology annotation, biological process: biological process involved in interspecies interaction between organisms. The record is from RefSeq and is a predicted model, not a curated record. Gene Ontology annotation, molecular function: D-mannose binding; fucose binding. Bases 88 to 1011 code for a protein of 307 amino acids. NCBI's taxonomy places the organism in Eukaryota, Metazoa, Chordata, Actinopteri, Scombriformes, Scombridae.
UUGACCGAGCAGCCACCACACGAUAGAACGUGGCAUGCUGGGGUAGAUUUCUGAGUAAAAGCCUGAGGAUAAGUGGGAUAACCAGACAUGAUUUCAAAUGAUGACUGCAGCACAGAUGGGAAAUCAUUAUACCAUAACACAGGAAACAAAGGAUCUAUGAGCACGGUCAGAGUCGGGUCCAGAAGUCUUCCUAUGUAUCCGCUGGUGAUUGUGUGUUUAGGACUACUAAACACUGUUCUGCUGCUAGCUGCAGUUGUUAUUGGGAUUUACUCAGGUGGUGUAGUCAAUGAAGAGGACCCUUCCCACCACAUAACAACAGAAAUGCUUUCAACAGAGGUGAAGCAACUUCAGAUAAUGCAGAGUGAAGCCAAUAAAGCUGUUGAAGAGGUCCAGAAAAAUGUAAAGAAAGAGAUGCAGAGCCACCAGAACCUUAAACUGCAGAUAGAGCAGAGUAAGAUCCUCAGUGACGACCUUCAGAGACAGAUUGAGACACUGCAAGUGGAGCAAGCAGUACUGCAGGCCAGUUCAUCUGAUAUUUCGGACAGUUGUGGACGAUGCCCUUUUGGAUGGUUUUUAUUGAACACAACAUGCUACUUCCUCUCUAACUCAGAAACCAUUCCUUUAAAGAGCUGGCCAGACAGUAGAACAGACUGUAUCCACCGUGGGGCCGACCUGGUUGUGAUUAAUAACUUUGAGGAACAGGUCAAUCUUUAUGAGUUCCUACCAAAAGUGGCAAGCGGUCAACCAUGGUGGGGUAAGGGACAAGGAGUCUGGAUUGGCUUUACAGAUAUUCAGACAGAGGGUACUUGGGCGUGGGUAAAUAACGUAACCCAGCUGGAUCAAGGGUACUGGAUAGAUGGGGAGCCCAAUAACCAUGGAAUAUUAGGUGAGCACUGUGCAGCAACCGUGAAGCUGGACAGACCUACGAAAACGUGGUAUGAUGCAAGCUGCGAAAAUACCAAGCAAUGGUUAUGUGAAAUGGCACCCAACAACAAGCUAUGGAGUCCAUGACCAUCAUAUGACAAGAGAAGACUAACUCACAGAUAUCUACUGUACCAUAUCAAGAUUUAUUGUUUGUACAUUUAUUUGUGCAUGAAUAAAUACAUGGAAUAUAUAAACAAAUAUAAUGCAUUGGUGCUUUGGUUGCUAACCAUAUCCUGGCUGUAGCUUCAUUUUUCACAGACAGAUGUAAGAGUGGCUUCCAGCUUGUCAUCUACUCUUGGCAAGAUACUGAAUAAGAAUAUUUACCAACAUGUGUAACUACUCCUUUAACAGCUUCAGCUACAGGCUUCAACAG